AUGGCAUUAGAGAUCAAGAGGCUGAGAGUCUAUGGAGAUUCGUUAGUUGUAAUUUGUCAAAAUCAAGGGAAGUGGAAGACAAAGGAUGAAAAGUUGAAGCCUUACCAAGAACAUUUGGAGAACUUGAUUAAGACCUUCAAUGAAAUCACCUUUGAAUAUUUGCCGAGGGACAAUAACAGAUGUGCCAACGCCCUAGCUACUUUAGCUUCAAUGGUUGAAUGCACUCCAGAUGCUCAAGUUCACCCAUUUUUGGUAGAAAGAAGGAAUGGGCCAGAAUAUGAAGAGUCAGUAAAAGCUCUGACAACUAAUGGGAGGUCGUGGUCUGCACCCAUCACUGACUUCAUCAGAGAAAGAAAAUAUCCUUUGAAUUCCACAGCUAAUGAACAGAAGAGGUUGCGGAAGCAUGCCACAUAG
This is a messenger RNA of Telopea speciosissima, 414 nucleotides long. RefSeq lists its product as uncharacterized. Lineage: Eukaryota; Viridiplantae; Streptophyta; Magnoliopsida; Proteales; Proteaceae. The record is from RefSeq and is a predicted model, not a curated record. The transcript has a single exon. Gene Ontology annotation, molecular function: RNA-DNA hybrid ribonuclease activity; nucleic acid binding. Bases 1 to 414 code for a protein of 137 amino acids.